Diabrotica virgifera virgifera (western corn rootworm) is the source of this 2066-nucleotide messenger RNA. RefSeq names its product polyadenylate-binding protein 1. The coding region runs from base 129 to 1994 and encodes 621 amino acids. The transcript has a single exon. The record is from RefSeq and is a predicted model, not a curated record. Gene Ontology annotation, cellular component: ribonucleoprotein complex. Gene Ontology annotation, molecular function: RNA binding. Lineage: Eukaryota; Metazoa; Arthropoda; Insecta; Coleoptera; Chrysomelidae.
AAUAUGAUAACCUUUUUUCUUUUUGACUUCUGACAAAUAGACUUUUUAAACCUAUUGUGAAGAAAAACUAUUAAAAAAACAAAAAAAAUUGUAAAAUAGUGUAAAAAAGUAAAAAAUAUCCAACGAAGAUGAAUCCGGCUGCCCCAAAUUAUCCUAUGGCGUCUUUAUACGUCGGCGAUUUACAUUCUGAUAUUACUGAGGCCAUGCUUUUUGAGAAAUUUUCAACCGCGGGUCCUGUGCUUUCGAUUCGCGUGUGUAGAGACUUGAUUACACGUCGAUCCUUGGGUUAUGCAUAUGUGAACUUCCAACAACCUGCAGAUGCUGAGCGUGCUUUGGAUACCAUGAAUUUUGACUUGAUAAAAGGUAGGCCUAUCCGCAUCAUGUGGUCUCAACGUGAUCCAUCAUUGAGAAAAUCUGGCGUUGGAAAUGUUUUUAUCAAGAAUUUAGAUCGUUCCAUUGACAACAAGGCCAUGUACGAUACUUUCUCAGCUUUUGGUAACAUUCUUAGUUGUAAGGUAGCCCAAGAUGAAAACAGCUCUAGUAAAGGUUAUGGGUUUGUCCAUUUUGAAACCGAAGAAGCUGCAAAUAAGUCUAUUGAAAAGGUAAAUGGUAUGUUGUUGAACGGAAAAAAAGUAUAUGUAGGUCGCUUUAUUCCACACAAAGAAAGAGAAAAGGAACUGGGAGAAAAAGCCAAGCUGUUCACAAAUGUUUAUGUUAAAAAUUUUGGUGAAGAUUUUGCUGAGGAACAGUUAAAGGUUAUGUUUGAAAAGUAUGGUAAAAUUACCAGCUACAAGAUAAUGAGUAAAGAAGAUGGUAAAUCAAAAGGAUUUGGUUUUGUAGCCUUUGAAAGUUCAGAGGCAGCAGAAGCGGCAGUUGAAGCUUUAAAUGGAAAAGAGUUGGUUGAAGGAAAACCUUUGUAUGUUGGAAGAGCCCAAAAGAGAGCUGAGCGUCAACAAGAACUAAAACGUCGCUUUGAAGCCUUAAAAAUGGAAAGACUUAAUCGCUAUCAGGGUGUAAAUCUCUAUGUUAAAAAUCUAGAUGAUACAAUAGAUGAUGAACGUCUCCGUAAAGAGUUUACUCCUUUUGGAACCAUAACAUCUGCCAAAGUGAUGUUGGAAGAAGGUAGAAGCAAGGGUUUUGGUUUUGUAUGUUUUUCCUCUCCAGAAGAAGCUACAAAGGCGGUAACAGAAAUGAAUGGCAGAAUUGUUGGUUCUAAGCCUUUAUAUGUUGCCUUAGCUCAGCGUAAAGAAGAUCGUAAAGCACAUUUAACUUCUCAGUACAUGCAGCGUAUGGCAAAUAUGAGAAUGCACCAGAUGGGUCAGUUCAUACAACCAGGUGCAUCUAGCGGUUAUUUUGUUCCUACCAUUCCUGCCGCACAAAGAUUCUAUGGACCAGCACAGAUGACUCAAAUUCGUGCUAGUACCAGAUGGGCCGCCCAAACAACUGUAAGACAGGGUGCUCAAGGAGGAACUACUGUAUACCCCGGUAUGCAAAACACUUACAGAGCUACUGCCCGCCCACCAAAUCAGUCAACAACCAUGCGUAGCAACAUGAGUGUACCUAGGCAAAUUACUGGACAACAACCACAAAAUGCAAUUGUACCUGCUGCUGUUAACAGAACAGCCAACUUCAAAUACACUUCAAACAUGAGAAAUCCACCACAACCUUUGGGAGGUUUACCAGGUGCUGCUGCUCCAGUACAGCAGGCUGUACACAUUCAAGGUCAGGAACCAUUGACAGCAACCAUGUUGGCUGCUGCUCCACCACAGGAGCAAAAACAGAUGUUGGGUGAAAGAUUGUUUCCACUUAUCCAACGCAUGUAUCCAGACAUGGCAGGUAAAAUCACUGGUAUGUUAUUGGAGAUUGACAACACUGAGCUGCUACACAUGUUGGAACAACAGGAGUCCCUUAAGAACAAAGUGGAAGAAGCAGUUGCUGUUUUACAAGCCCAUCAAGCCAAGCAAGCUGCUACUACUCAGAUUAAGAAAGAGUAGUUGCUGAAGCAGUGAUGAUUUUAUGUUUUAUAUUUUUAAGCAUAAAUAAAAAGUACUUGUGCAUUUUCGUAA